AUGGCGACCUUCGCACGCCCAGUCUCCUCCAAUAUCGCCGGAGUAGACUUUACCGUUUACUCCGACGAGGAGAUCAAAAAGCUGUCGGUGAAAAGAAUUCAGAAUACUCCGACUUUGGACUCUUUUAACAACCCGGUUCCUGGCGGUCUUUAUGACCCUGCUAUGGGCGCAUGGGGUGACCAUGUCUGUACUACAUGUCGCUUGAACUCUUGGUCUUGCACUGGCCACGCCGGCCACAUUGAACUCCCAGUUCCCGUUUAUAAUGUCACCUUCUUCGAUCACAUCUACCGCUUGAUUCGCGCCCAGUGUGUGUACUGUCAUCGGUUGCAAAUGUCACGCUCACUUGUCAACCUGUAUGUCUGCAAACUGCGCCUCCUCCAAUACGGCUUGACCGGAGAAGUCGCCAAGGUCGAAGAGAUUGGAUCUGCCAAGGGUGCCGCUUCCAAGGCUCAGACACAGAAGGGUGAUGGCUCGGACUCUGAGGAGGAGGACGAUGAGUCCAUCAUGGAAAAGCGCACUGCCUACGUCUCCCGCUGCAUCAAGGAAGCCAAGAAAGACGGACGAUUGGAUGGAUUAAUGACCGGCGCAAAGAACCCCAUCGCUGCUGAGAAUAGGCGAGAGCUUGUGAAGCAAUUCUUGAAGGAUAUUAACGGCAAUAAGAAAUGUCACAACUGCAGUGGUAUCACACCCUCCUACCGAAAGGAUCGCUACAACAAGAUCUUCCGAAAGGGCUUGACCGAAAAGUCGAAGCUGGCUAUGUUACACGGUGGAUUCCAGGCUCCCAACAGCUUGGUCCUUCUUGACCAGGAAAAGAAGUCUGCUUCGAAAGACGGCGGCGAAACCUCCGUGUCCGAGGUUCACGGUGCCGAGGAAGAGAUCCGCCGCGGUGCUGCUGUCACGAAGACGGCGACAGCUGGGGAGUCUGGCCAGGAGUUCGUGACUUCAUCUGAAGCCUACAGUGCUAUGCAACUUCUGUUCCAAAAGGAUAGCGAGGUUCUUCAGCUCGUCUAUAAUUCUCGGCCGGUUCCGAAGGGUGUCAAGGUUGUCUCUGCUGACAUGUUCUUCAUUAAGAGCAUCAUGGUUCCCCCAACAAGUAUCGCCCGGCUGCCCCUCAAGGCCCCGUGCGAUCUCAUUAACCAGAUCUCCAAGGAGAUUCAAAAUGAGGAUGAGAAGGCUCUUUCUCGCGUGCGCAACUACGGCGAUCUUCUCCAAGCUAUCGUUACGCUUCAAGACCAAGUCAACGGUCUCAUUGAUCGAGAGCGUACUUCCGUGACUGGCUCCGCCAUCGCCUCUCUGCCAAACGGUAUCAAGCAAAUUCUGGAAAAGAAGGAGGGUUUGUUCCGAAAGAACAUGAUGGGAAAGCGUGUCAAUUUCGCUGCUCGUUCCGUCAUUUCUCCUGAUCCCAAUCUUGAAACAAAUGAGAUCGGUGUGCCCAUGGUGUUUGCCAAGAAGCUGACAUUCCCUGAGCCUGUUACCAACCACAACUUCUGGGAGAUGAAAGAGGCUGUGAUCAAUGGUCCUGACAAGUACCCCGGUGCUUCCGCGAUUGAGAAUGAAAACGGCCAAGUCGUCAACUUGAAGUUCAAGAGUCUUGACGAGCGUACUGCUCUUGCAAACCAACUGCUUGCCCCGUCGAACUGGCGUCUCAAGGGCUCGCGCAACAAGAAGGUCUACCGCCAUCUUACUAAUGGAGAUAUGGUUUUGCUGAACAGACAGCCGACUCUGCACAAGCCCAGUAUGAUGGGUCACAAGGCUCGUGUUCUCCCUAAUGAACGGACCAUUCGCAUGCACUACGCCAACUGUAACACCUACAAUGCCGAUUUCGACGGUGACGAGAUGAACAUGCACUUUCCCCAAAACGAGCUCGCUCAGGCCGAGGCCAGAACAUUGGCAGACGCCGAUCACCAGUAUCUGGUCGCCACCUCUGGAAAGCCGCUGAGAGGUCUGAUCCAAGAUCAUAUUUCGAUGGCUGUCUGGUUUACGUGCCGUGAUAGUUUCUUCGACAAGGAGGAUUACGACCAAUUGCUCUACAACUGCAUUCGUCCCGAACAUUCCCAUAUCCAAGGCGACCGUAUCCAAACAGUUGAGCCCGCUUUCCUCAAGCCCAAGCCGAUGUGGACUGGCAAGCAGAUCGUCACAACGAUUCUCAAGAAUAUCAAGCCCGCGGAUCGUGCCGGACUUACCCUCAAGGGCAAGUCUUCCACCCCUGGUGAUCGCUGGGGCAAGGACAACGAAGAAGGCACCGUCAUUUUCAAAGACGGAGAAUAUCUCUGCGGUAUUCUUGAUAAGAAGCAACUUGGUCCGACUGCUGGAGGUCUUGUCGACGCUGUUCACGAGAUCUACGGCCACAUUGUUGCUGGAAAGCUGCUCAGUAUUCUUGGACGUCUGCUUACUCGUUUCCUGAACAUGCGUGCGUUCACUUGUGGUAUUGAUGAUCUUCGAUUGACCAAGGAGGGUGAUCGCGCACGCAAGGAGAAGUUGAAGACUGCCCCCGAAAUGGGUCGGGAGGUUGCUCUGAAGUAUGUUACUCUCGACCAGGCGAACGUUCCUGAUGAAGAUGCCGAGUUGAACAGGCGACUGGAGGAUGUUCUCCGCGAUGAUGACAAGCAGGGUGGGCUGGAUAGCGUUUCCAACGCCCGAUCCGCCAAGCUGUCCUCAGAAAUCACCGCGGCCUGUUUGCCGGGCGGUCUUGCCAAGCCUUUCCCCUGGAACCAAAUGCAGUCGAUGACCAUCACCGGAGCUAAGGGUUCGGGCGUUAACGCCAACCUGAUUUCUUGUAACCUGGGUCAACAGGUUUUGGAAGGUCGUCGUGUCCCUGUUAUGAUCAGUGGAAAGACUCUUCCUUCUUUCCGAGCCUUUGAGACUCAUCCCAUGGCUGGUGGUUACGUCUCUGGUCGUUUCUUGACUGGUAUCAAGCCUCAAGAGUACUAUUUCCACGCCAUGGCCGGUCGUGAGGGUCUUAUUGAUACUGCCGUCAAGACUUCCCGUUCCGGUUACCUACAACGUUGCUUGAUUAAGGGUAUGGAGGGCUUGAAGGCUGAGUACGAUUCUUCCGUUCGUGAGGCUUCGGAUGGCUCGAUCGUUCAAUUCCUGUACGGAGAGGAUGGUCUUGAUAUCACGAAGCAAGUCCACCUUAAUGAUUUCGGAUUCCUCGCCCAAAACCAUGUCUCCAUCUCGAAGCAAGUACAGGCCGAUGAUUUCCAUAGCCUUUCCAAGGAAGACGUUACCGCCUACAAGGAUUCGAUCAAGAAGGCCCGCAAGACCGGGAAUCUUGAUUCUAUGGAUCCCAUUCUGUCUCACUAUCACCCCGGUGGUAACUUGGGCAGUACCUCUGAAGCCUUCGCCCAAGCACUCAAGAAGUACACCGAUGAUAAUCCGGACGGCCUCUUCAAGGAUAAGAAGAAGGAUAUUGCGGGUUCCGUUGGAAAGAAGACCUUUGAUGUUCUGAUGAACAUGAAGUACAUGAAGUCCACCAUCGACCCCGGUGAGGCUGUCGGUGUCAUGGCCGGUCAGUCCGUCGGUGAACCCUCGACACAGAUGACCCUGAACACUUUCCAUUUGGCUGGUCACUCCGCAAAGAAUGUCACACUGGGUAUUCCUCGACUGCGUGAAAUUGUCAUGACGGCAAGUGCUAACAUCAUGACCCCCACCAUGACCAUGCUGUUGAACGAGGAGAUCAGCAAGGAAGAUUCGGAGAAGUUUGCCAAGGCCAUAAGUAAGCUCAGCGUCGCCGAGGUCGUUGACAAGGUGCAAGUUAGGGAGCGAAUUGGUUCUGGCGUGGGCUACGCCAAGGCCAAGAUCUAUGACAUUGAGCUCACCUUCUUCCCGGCCGAGGAGUACUGCAAGGAGUAUGCUAUCCGAACCAAGGACGUGCAGAACGGCUUGCAAGCCAAGUUCAUUCCUCGCCUGAUCAAGCUCACCAGGGCUGAGCUGAAGAAGCGUAACGAGGACAAGACUGGUCAGAAGGCUUCCACCUCCCAACCUGAGAUUGGUGUUUCCAUUGGCCGAGUUCCCGAAGGUCCCAGUGGACCGGAUCGCGAGGCUCAACCAGGCGACGACGACGACGAGGAUGAUGAGGAUGAUGCCAAGCGCGCCAGCGGAAACUCGAACAAGAGUAACCAGAUCUCCUAUGAGGCACCCGACGAUGACGAGCAAGACAUCAUGAACCGUCAAGACACCCCCGAUGAAGAUGAAGAGACAGAAAACCAACCCCGCACCGCUGGUGAUGUCGACAUGGAUAGCGACUCCGACGAGGAAUCAGACGACGACAGCAACACGCGCGAGGACGACGUCAAGGGCAAGUUCGUUGAGGUUACCAAGUUCAAGUUCGACCCUAAGAAGGGUGGCUCUUGCACUAUCCAACUGCAAUACGAUAUCGAGACCCCUGAAGCUUCUGCUCCUGCCCCUCGUAGAGCAGGCUUGCCACAACGCCGUGAUCCAGUCUAUUCCCAACCUGGGUAA
Molecule: messenger RNA, 4461 nt
Organism: Penicillium cosmopolitanum
Lineage: Eukaryota; Fungi; Ascomycota; Eurotiomycetes; Eurotiales; Aspergillaceae
Product: DNA-directed RNA polymerase I core subunit RPA190
Exons: 6
Coding region: 1-4461 (1486 amino acids)
Biological process (GO): DNA-templated transcription
Cellular component (GO): RNA polymerase I complex
Molecular function (GO): DNA-directed RNA polymerase activity; DNA binding
Source: RefSeq, a predicted model, not a curated record